Molecule: messenger RNA, 1021 nt
Organism: Neomonachus schauinslandi (Hawaiian monk seal)
Lineage: Eukaryota; Metazoa; Chordata; Mammalia; Carnivora; Phocidae
Gene: MTFP1
Product: mitochondrial fission process 1
Exons: 4
Coding region: 1-501 (166 amino acids)
Biological process (GO): mitochondrial fission
Cellular component (GO): mitochondrion
Source: RefSeq, a predicted model, not a curated record
AUGUCCGAGCCACCCCCACGGGAUGCGGAGCGCGACCUUUUCCGGGACACGUGGGUGCGGUACCUAGGCUAUGCCAAUGAGGUGGGAGAGGCAUUCCGCUCCCUGGUGCCAGCAGCCGUGGUGUGGCUGAGCUAUGGUGUGUCCAGCUCCUACGUGCUGGCCGAUGCCAUUGACAAGGGCAAGAAGGCGGGAGCUAUACCGAGCUCCGAAGCAGGCCGCAGCACCAGGGUGACCGUGGCUGUGGUGGACACUUUCGUGUGGCAGGCUCUGGCUUCUGUGGCUAUCCCAGGCUUCACUAUCAACCGUGUGUGUGCUGCCUCUCUCUACAUCCUGGGCACGGCCACACGCUGGCCUUUGUCCAUCCGCAAGUGGACCACCACUGCACUGGGGCUUCUGGUCAUCCCUGUCAUCGUCCACCCCAUUGACAGGUCAGUGGACUUCCUCCUGGACUCCAGCCUGCGCAAGCUCUACCCCUCAGUGGAGAAGCCCAGCUCCUCCUGACCCUACCCUGGUACUUGGCCUGUGGUUUGGCCCACUCCCUGCUCUGGUCCAACUUCUUCCUCCUGCCAGGGGAUGUGGAUGCCUGGCUCCCUGCUGUCUGAGGCCCUGGCAUCUGAGUAUGUUUGAGCCAGAUGGAAAUUGAGAGACAAAGGCCUCCAAGAGUGGCAGCUGCUGUGACUCACAGAAAGGGAGACCUGAACCCCAUCUGCUUCCAUGGAAUCCGUGAUACUGAGGGGGAGUGGACCUGUCUUUUGACAAGAAAGUAACAUCCUCCCAUGGAGAAUAUAGAAGCCCAGAUAGGGCAAGGAAUAUAGCCAAGAUUACUUCACAAACUGGAGCCCCAGGAGCCCCAGGAGCCCCAGUGGCUUGGCGCCAUGGCAGUGUGGCUGGGCCGAGAAGCAGCAGACACUCGGAGAAAUGCAGGAGUGUAGUUGCGGGCACCCUGAGGACUGAUUGUCCAGCUAGCCCAGCCCUGGUGCCAGACCUGCUCCGGCCUGGCUGGAAGGCAGGACAGCCCCCG